AUGGUACAGAUGUGACUGUUGCGGUUAACAUUGCGAGGACCGAGGUCGCUCUCCGGAAGGAUGUAUCAUCGCGGCCAUCAAGAUGUAAGAUUCGACUGGAUCAUUCACGUGAUAUGGCCGCCUGUGCUGGAUUAUAGCAUUGCAUCUGAGCAAUGGGCAGCAAUGGAAGCUGCCAUGUCCUCAACUAUCAAACCAAAGAGCUUUAGGUUCAGCCCUGAAAAAGUCGCCCAGGUCAAACAGAGAUGCAAGAAAUCUCUGCCUAUGCUUCAGCCAUCAUCGUUUAUUUCCAGCAAUGAUAUUAUCACUGCAAUUUUGGGAAUCAGUAUCGAUAGAGCCCAGCAUCCGAAGAGAGCAAGCAACAAUGAAAAUGCCGGCGUUACUAUGACAGUCGACCUCCGGGGCCGCGUUCAGCCUCCCCUUCCGGAUACAUAUGUUGGGAACACAGCAUUUCCAGUACAAAACGAUACCCCCCCCCUCUCAAGACCACCAGAUACCAGUUGAAGACGCGCAAGACAGACAUUCUUCGCCUUACACAGGUCGUGCUCCAGCUUAGGAGUAAACUUGCCUCGAUAAACGAAAUCCCGGCGUACAGUGUAUCCGCGUAGGUUGCUAACCAAGAAGACUGGUGUGGCCUUGAAGCAAAGCCAGGGGAUGUAAUUGUGACCAGUUGGAGACACCUUAAGACGUUUAGUCUCGAUUUUGGUGAGGGGCUGGGCAAGAUUUUCGAUUUUGAAGCAGGUAUAACCUUAAUACCCGGGGCGUGUAUUGUCAUGCCGUCGAGGACUCAGGGGGAUGGAUCGAAGGAAGAGUCUACGACGGCUUGGGAAGUUUGUAUUACUAUGAAGCCGGAUGAUUUUGGUGUCCUUGUGGAUGAUCCGUUGUUCAGAGGUAUUGUAGCUUAAAUGUCGACAUAUCA
Aspergillus glaucus CBS 516.65 is the source of this 916-nucleotide messenger RNA. RefSeq lists its product as uncharacterized. The transcript has a single exon. Bases 61 to 501 code for a protein of 146 amino acids. The record is from RefSeq and is a predicted model, not a curated record. NCBI's taxonomy places the organism in Eukaryota, Fungi, Ascomycota, Eurotiomycetes, Eurotiales, Aspergillaceae.